AUGCCGAAGCUGUUGGUGCUCAUCCUGCUGGGGCUGGGACUGAGAUUCUUCAGGGAUCACAAGUCUAACCAAACACGAUUUACUGCUUUCCGAGAAGUAAACCCAGUAGAACUUCCUAACUGUAAUUUAGUUAAAGGAAUAGAAUCUGGCUCUGAAGACUUGGAGAUACUUCCUAAUGGACUGGCUUUGAUUAGCUCCGGAUUGAAAUAUCCUGGAAUUAAGAGCUUUGAACCUGAUAAACCUGGGAAAAUACUUUUGAUGAACCUGAAUGAGGAAGAUCCAACAGUGUCAGAAUUGAGCAUCACUGGAAGUGACUUCAAUUUGUCUUCGUUUAACCCUCAUGGGAUCAGCACAUUCACAGAUGAAGAUAAUACCGUGUACUUGCUGGUGGUGAGCCAUCCAGAAUUUGAGUGUACCGUUGAGUUGUUUAAAUUUCAAGAGAAAGAAAAAUCACUUUUGCAUCUGAAAACCAUCAGACACGAACUUAUGCCUAAUUUGAAUGAUAUUGUUGCCGUGGGACCUGAGCACUUUUAUGCCACAAACGAUCACUAUUUUGCUGAACGCUACUUGAAAUCCUGGGAGUUAUAUUUGGGUUUAGCAUUGUCGUAUGUUGUUUACUAUAGUCCAAAUGAAGUUAAAGUGGUGGCAGGCGGAUUUGAUUUUGCUAAUGGAAUCAACAUUUCACCUGACGGCAAGUAUGUCUAUGUCUCUGAACUUCUGGCUCAUAAGAUUCACGUGUAUGAAAAGCAUGCUACUGGGACGUUAACGUCAUUGAAGUGCUUGACCCUUAACACACUUGUGGAUAACAUAUCCGUGGAUCCCGUGACAGGGGACCUGUGGAUUGGAUGCCAUCCCAAUGGCAUGAGAAUCUUCUUCUACGAUGAGAAGAAUCCACCUGGAUCAGAGGUGAUUCAAAUCCAGGACAUUUUAACAGAAGAACCCAAAGUCACAGUGGUUUUUGCAGAAAAUGGUACAGUGCUGCAAGGAAGUUCAGUUGCCUCUGUGUACAAGGGGAAAUUGCUGAUUGGCACUGUAUUCCAAAAAGCUCUUUACUGCAAGCUCUAA
Messenger RNA from Molossus molossus (Pallas's mastiff bat), 1065 nucleotides. It is a transcript of the gene PON1, whose product is annotated as paraoxonase 1. NCBI's taxonomy places the organism in Eukaryota, Metazoa, Chordata, Mammalia, Chiroptera, Molossidae. The transcript has 9 exons. The record is from RefSeq and is a predicted model, not a curated record. The coding region runs from base 1 to 1065 and encodes 354 amino acids. Gene Ontology annotation, molecular function: aryldialkylphosphatase activity; arylesterase activity. Gene Ontology annotation, cellular component: extracellular region.